CGAUGUAAGGCUGAAGGGAAAGGCGUCCAAUCAGGUCGGGGGAGGGGGGAGCGACCCGACUACCGAAAGCAAUGCCAAGAUCCUGCGUGCUGCGGCCAUGGCGGAGACGGCGGACUCGCGCUCCAGCAGCGACUCGGAGCAGGAAGGAACCCCAAAGAAGCCUCUCCUCAAGCGCCGCCGGAUCUUCACGGAUAGCGCUGUCUCGGCGGUCCCAGUUUACUCCAACAAGGUUCAGAACAGUCUCCAGCUGUUCCCUGAGUCUCUGAAACUGCCGAUUGAAGUCCCAGAGCUGCCCUCUGAGUUCCAAGUACUUGGUGUAUCAGAUGAAGAGGGGGAAACUCCAGCAAAGCAAGUGGAGCAAGAAACAAGCAGAUAUCAAGAUCAAUCACCUUCACCUCCACCUCCACCACGGCCAAGGAGAAACUGCCGUAGAGCCAGAAUCCUUGAUAAGACACUGAAGAAUUUGGCCUCCUCUCUCUCAGCUGCCAAAAAGAGUUUGCAGGAUGAGGGGACAGGGGCAGACAGUGAUGACGUGAUUCUGAUUGAUACACCUGAGCCUGCCAAGUCCCGGGAGUUGGUAUUGAAAAUCCGGUGUCGGACAGACCUUUACAGAAUCUCAGUUCAGAUGACAGACCCCCUUCAGAGAGUGGUUGAACACAUGGCACACACGCUGAAGGUUCACCCAAACAGAAUAUUACUACUUCUUCGGGAUCGAGAACUGGCAGCUGAUGCCACACCUGGGGGCCUAGGUUUAGGUGUGGCUGAUAUAAUUGAUUGUGUAGUAGAAACAACCAGCAGAGAUGUUACAAAACUGCGACUUCGAGUGCAAGGGAAAGACAAAAACUCACAGAUGGAGAUCACUGUCCAGAAGGAGGAGCCAUUCCAAAUAAUGAUGAAUCGCUAUCGUCAAGCUCAAGGCCUUGGCCGACGCAAACUCAUCUUCCAUUUUGAUGGACAGCAGCUGGUGGAAACCUGGACCCCUGAAGACUUAGGGAUGGAGUCUGGUGAUGUCAUUGAAGUGUGGAGCUAAAAGCCCUUCAGUCUCUUUGAAGAGGGGUUUCCUACUUGGACAGACUUAAUCCUGUACUACCUUCCACUUCUUACCUUCAUUACAGCUAAUGUGUGAUACUAAGUGGAAUAAUCUAACUUUUCUUAAAACAAAUAUGAGACAACCAAUACAUUUUUUACCUAUUUCAGGACAAAAGGCAAUACUCUAUCCUCAUUUCAUUUUCUUUCCCUAUACUCAUUGUUUGGAAAACUUAAUAAAGUCCAGUAAUUUAUCUCACUCUGUACAUGGGAAGAAAUUCAGCUCCCAGUAGUGACAGAUGUUAAAUGAUCAGAACACCAUUUGCUUUGUUCAAACAGUAGUUCUCUUCCAUUUGUCUUUUUAAAAAACUUCCUGUUUAUUCUGAGUUUCUGUGUCUUUGACCACAUUGGCCAAGGAAGUUGAUAGUGUGGCACCAUGCAUUAUCUAGAAAGUGGGAAAUAUCUUAGUCAGUGUAACGUUCCUCUAAACCUUUAUUAGUGGUAUAAGUGGAGGAUCCCAGUUGCCUAUCUUUGAUUAAAGAAGGGAGAGAGAAUGUGUUGUUUUCUAUAUAUACUGUUAGACUGCAACUUCCUACUCACCACAGCCAAUGUGAAGAAUGCUAGGAAUGUGGAAGCCUACAGAAACUGGAGGGUGCACUUUGUCUACCUUUGAGAAUAAAAGCCAAACGUCUUACAUUUUUACCUGAGGUAAUUUUCCUACCUUUUUGGAUAUCUUGUUUACCCUUACUAUUUAUUAGCUUUGUAACUUUGUUUCCAUUUUGACUAGAAUUCCAAAAAGAAAUUAAAAACAAAAAUUAGAACCACA
This is a messenger RNA of Pogona vitticeps (central bearded dragon), 1852 nucleotides long. It is a transcript of the gene NFATC2IP, whose product is annotated as nuclear factor of activated T cells 2 interacting protein. Gene Ontology annotation, biological process: positive regulation of transcription by RNA polymerase II; cytokine production. Lineage: Eukaryota; Metazoa; Chordata; Lepidosauria; Squamata; Agamidae. Gene Ontology annotation, molecular function: protein binding. The record is from RefSeq and is a predicted model, not a curated record.